AUGCUUCUUAGAGAAUCCUCAUAGUAGCAAAGGGCCUCUGCAAAAUAAUAGGAAUUUAAAAAAUAGAAGAGUUAUCGAUUCACAAUCUCGAAUCAAAUGAUGAAAAGAAGCCCAACAAGGUUUUUAAAAGAGAUGAAGAGUCUCAAACAUAAUAUAUAAUAAAGUACUUUGAAGAGUUUAAAAAAUUUUCAACCUUAUGAAAACAAAGAUGAAAAUUCCUCAGAUUCUAGUGAGUAUAAUAAUGUUGAUGAAAAGCCUGAUCCUUUAGAAGACAAAAUUGCAGUACCUAAUUUGAGUUUUAAAGAAGGCUUUUUAUUAACACUCGAAUAAAAUGAACAAUAGACACAUAAUUCAUCUGAUUAUAAUAGUUUGAAAGGACCUAAAAAGCAUAUUUUAAGGAAUAUAAAGAAAUGUUUUGGUGAUUCAAGUUCUAUGAGUGAAGUUAAUUCUCAAGAUCAAUUACUCGAUAGAAGACAUGAUAAUUUUCCAAUUUAAGAUUAAAUAGAAGAAUUAGAAGCAUAGCAUAUAGAAGAUGUGGAAUAUUUUUGUGAAGAUCUUGAUCCAAGAAUUUUGAAGAAAUAUUAAAAGCAUAAAGAACGUAAUCCAUUUGAAGAUCCUUAUUAUGUUGUAUUGACACCUCUACAUGGUUUAGAAAGGUUAAAACAUGAAUUAAAAGUAUUUAAAUUAGUUUAGUCUAGAAUUAUAAUGAUCAUCUUAAUUUCCUGUAAUUAAGAAAAUUUAUAGUUUAUUGUUGCUUAUGUAUACCUAUGUAUUUCUAGAAAAUUGUAGAUAGUUACCAAUUCAAAUUUAUUAAUGGUAUUUGUAUUAUUUGUAAUCUCACUCUAUUUACAUUAAGUAAUUCAAAUCCUCCAAUUACAAAUGAGAAGUAUAAACAAUUUAUAUUUUAUUGUUUUGCUAUUGAAAUAUGUAUUAGAAUUUUAGCUGCAGGAGGUAUAUAUCCUACUAUACAUUUUUUAUACAGUAAAGAAGAUAUUUUUAAUUUAUUAUGUACAUUAAUUAGCUUUUUACAUUAUUUUUACCCUAAUUCUAUUCCAUUUGAUCCAACUCCACUUAGAAUAAUAACAAUUUUUAUAUAUUUAGGAGAUGUUUUAUUAAGAUUGAAAUAUAUGUUAAUAGCUUUAAAAAAAUCAUUAGUAUUUUUAGCUGAAGCAUUAUUCAUUCUUUUAAUAUCUGCUUUAUUUUUUUCAAUAAUUGGAGUCUCCUUAUUUUAAGGACUAUUUAAUUAUAGAUGUUAACCAAUAGAAGGAGAUCCAGUUGAUGAUUGGAUCUAAUGUUAUUAAAAUAUUUGUCCAGAAGGAAUGCAAUGUAUGAUUUCAACAGAAACUCCUAAAUUACCUACAUCAUUUAAUAAUAUAUUUUUUUCUUUUGGUUAGAUUUUAAGAACAAUAACAAUGGAUGAUUGGAGUUGGGUUAUGUUUUUUACAAUGAGAAUAUUUCAUCCAUGGAUAUGGAUUUAUUAUUUAUUAAUAAUUUUUGUAUGUGGAUUUUUUUCUAUUAAUUUGAUUAUUGCAGUAUUGAAAAUUCACUAUUCAGAAGCAACAUAAGAAUGUGAAGAAUUUGAGAAGUUAUCUAAAUAGAAAAAUGAUCAUAGUUUAUAAAGAUAAGAGAUGUUUUUAAGUAAGGAUGUUAUUUCUUAUUUUGAUUUAUCUUUUUUACGUUACAUUGGUUUUUAUUCUGUUUUAAAGACACAUAGACAUUUGAUAAAUACUACGAAGCCUUUGAAUGAAUUAAUUGAAGAUAAUUUUAGACCUGAGAAAACAAAUCAAUAGUUAAGAUUAUUAUCAUCAAAAUAAAAAAAGAUUUUAGAUGAAGCAUAAAUGGUAUUUGAAUUAAAUAUUUACUGUAGAAACUUAAUUAAGGUUCUAUAUGGAAUAAGUUCAAGAAUUUUUCACUUAAAAAUUAACUAUUGCCUAAGUUUAAGGAACUUAAAAAAGAAUAAAGUUUAGUAAAUAUUAAUUUAUAUUCUGAUGAUCCUAUUGAAAUUUCAAUAUUAUUGAAAUUAAUAGAAUACAAUUUUACUUAAUUGAACAAUUCUGUAAAUUAUCAUGUUGAAUAGAAAUUUAACAGUUUAAAAGAUGUCUUUGUUUAGAAGAAAAGGUAUUUAUAGGCUAAUUUGUUAGAAUUGGACAUAAGGAAAAAAUAUAAAUGUAUUAUCAACAUUUGUUAUCUAAGAAGAACUUAAAAUAAACAACUAGACAAUAAUCAGAUUAUUCAAUAUCUAGAUAUCCAAUCCAUAAGAGUACUAGAAGAAUAACUAUUUAAAAGACUUUAAGUAAAAAGGAUGAAAGUCUUGAUGUGCCCUCUCUCUAAAUAAAGAGAAGAAAUAAUGAUUUAAAAUCUAUAAUUAAUAUGAGAACGAGAGUUGAAUAAAAAUUACCAUUUGAACAUAUUAGUAAAGGAAAAAGAUAUGUGUUUAUUUAAGGAUAUUAUAUAAAUUAUGAAUAGAUUCAAGAAAAAAUCAAUAUGAAAAUACCUAAAGUAAAAUUACAAUUAGAUUCAAAUGAAGAAAUAUAUUAAUAGAUUUUUUAGAAAGAAAGAGAGUAAAAAAUAAUAAAAACAAAAAAUUGGUCAGGAAAUAAUGUUUUAUUAAUGAAUCCAGAUCGUAUGUAGAUGUUUGAAGAAAUUUUUAAUAGUUUAAAUAAUUUCAAUUAAUUAAUAUGGAUGCCAACAAUAGGUGGAAAAUUAUUGAUAAUGAGAAGAUACACUCUUAUAAUAAUAGAUAAUUAGAUUACUUAAUUAUUUUUUGAUUUAAUAAUCUUGAUAAAUUUUAUUUUCUUAUCUUUGUAUGGAAUAGCAAAUCCAAUAAUUAUAUCAAAAUGUGAAGAUAUAUCAACAGUUUUUUUGUUGAUAGAAAUUAGUUUAUAAAUGUUUACAUAUCCAUUAUAACGAUUCUUUUCAAGUAAAGAAAAUGUAUUAUAAGCAAUAAUAAUGAUUGCAAGUUUUAUAGAAUUUAGUUUUAGUGAUUAUUUAAAUUUAACAGAAUAAUAUUUAAGAUUGAUAAGAGGAACUAAAUGUAUUCUAUUUUAUAGAUGUUUAAAAUACAAUUAAAUGGCAGUAUUAAUAGGUAAGAUUGCAUCUAUAACAUUUAAGCAAUACAUAUAUUUAACUAUAUUUAUGUUUAUAAUUAUAACAAUAUAUGCAAUGAUUGGAAUGGAUCUAUAUGCAAGUAAGUUUGAUUAAAAUUAUUUUUUGGGUUAAUUACAUUCAUUUGAUAAUUUAUUGAAAGCAAUUAUGACAAUAUUUAAUAUAAUGACAAAUGAUGAUUGGUAUGGAGUAUUUGUAUUAGGAACAGAGAUAAGUACUGUUGCUGCUAUCAUAUAUUCAUAUUCUAUGGUUAUAAUUUUGAAUUAUUUAACUUAUGGAUUGGUUUUAGCUAUAUUGCUUGAUGGAUUUGGUAGAUAUCUAGAUGAAAAAGAUGAAGUAGAUUAAAGUGAUAAAUAAAUGUUAGAAAAUCAAAUGACAUCUGCAAGAGAUGAGGAAGCAUUAAAUACUGAAUUAGAUUCUACAAGAAAUUUAAAAAUUAAAUCAUAAUAUUUUCCAUCAUAAGUUCAAAUUUGUGAAUUGGAAGAGAAAGAAUAACCAAAAGUAAAACUUGAUUUAAUGGAAAGUUUAUUACGAUCUUUAAGUAUAAUAAUGUAAUUAUAUUAGAGUAAUUAAAUAAAUAAAUAAUGAAAUCAAAUCCUAAAUUAUUUUAAGAUAUUCAAUGUGAAACAUCUCUCUAUUUAUUUGAAAAAACUAGUAAAAUAAGAAUUAUUUGUUGUAAUUUCUGUUCAUCUUAAGCUUUUUAUUGGUUUACUAAUUUAGUUUUGAUUUCAUCUAUUAUUGUAAUGAUUAUUAGAACAUAUCAUGAUUAUGAAUAAGAGAAAAGUUAAUAUCCAUAUAUAUUAUUGAUGAUUUUAAAUGUAUUUAUGUUCAUAGAAGAUAUAAUAUGUAUAAUUGCAAAAGGUUUAUGUAUGGAUAAAGGAUCACAUAUAAAUUAUUCAUGGUAAUUAAUUGAUUUAAUUUAUUUACUUGGAUUCUUUAUUGAUAGUUAUAAACAUAAUCCAAUAAUUAAUAUUUGUUUAUUUUUAGGUCAUUUUAGACCAAUGAAACUUAUGUAUAGAAUUAAAUGGUUAGAUAAAAUAAGAGCUGCUUUAGCUUAAUCACUUUUAGAUAUGUUAAAGAUAUUAUUAACUUUAGUUUCAGUAUGGAUAAUGUUUGGAGUAUUUGGUAUAAUUUUAUAUGAAAGUUAAUUUGGAUUUUGUGAUGAUAAAAUGUAAUUCUAUAUUAAUGAAAGAGAAUGUAUAGAAACUGAAAGAUAAUGGAUUAAUUUUAAACAUAAUUUUGAUAAUAUUACUAUUGCAUUACCAACAUUAUUUGUAGUAUCAACAUUUGAUGGUUGGGGAGAAAUCAUGUAAGUAGCUGAAAAUAGUAGAUAAAGUAGAUAUGGACCAUCUCCAUUUGCUACUUAUAUAUCAACAUAUGCAUAUUUUAUAUCAUUUUGUUUUGUAGGAUCAAUGUUCUUUUUGAGUUUCUUUACUGGUACACUCUUUUCUAAAUUAAGAUUUAAUUAACAAAAGAUUGAAAUGUAAGAUGCAACUAAAUUUUAAAGAGAAUUUACAGAAAUAGCUCCAAUUAUACUUAAAGAUACUCCUGUUUUUUCAACUCCACCUACUAAGAUAUUAAGAAGAUUUGCCUCUUUUAUUGUUAAUAAUUCUCUUUUUUAGAAAUUUAUGUUUCUAAUUUUAUUAAUAGAUUUAAUCUGUUAAUUAUAAUAUUAAUAUGAUAUGGAUGUUGAAUAUAUUAGACAAAUAAAUAUUAUUUAAAGAUUUAUUAUAUUAUUUUAUGCAUUAUGGAUUGCAUUAUUAUUUAUGUCAUUAGGUAUAAAUAGAUAUUUUGACAAUAAUUGGAGAAGAUAUUAUACAUUUUUAAUUAUCAUAUCUCUUUGUGAUUUAAUAGCAGAUUUAUAAAAUGAUUGGGUUAUAUAUUAUUUUUAAUCAAAUGUGUUCACUCCAUAUUAUUAAAUGAUAAGAGUAGCAUUUAUGACUAGAUAAUUACGUUUACUUGUAAUAUUUUAAGGAUUAACAAAUUUAUCAAGAUUAAUAAGAGUAAUGGGUUUUGCUCUUCCAUUUUUAGCUAAACUCAUAUCUAUUCUAAUAAUUACAAUGAUUAUAUAUGCAUUGAUUGGAUGUUAAUUAUUUGGUAAAAUUAUUGAAGGAGCAGUAAUAGAUGAUCUUAUUAAUUUUACUAAUUUUGAAUAUGCUUUAUUGGCACUUUUUAAAUGUGCAUCAGGAGAUGAUUUUAGAACUAUUAUGACAGAUACAAUGCAUCAUAAUCCAUUAUGUCCAGAAAAUCCUGAUUGUUGUGGUUCAGAUUUCAAUUAAUUAUAUUUCAUUACAUUUAUGCUAUUUUCUAAUUAUGUUCUUUUGAAUUUGUUUAUUUUAGGUUUGAUAGAACAAUUUGAAGAAUUUUUCUAAGUAUAAAAUUCAAUGAUUUAAACAUAUGUUGAAGAAAUCGAUAAAAUAAAAACAGCUUGGUGUAAAUAUUCAGCUGAAACUAAUGGUUAAAGUAUGCAUUAUAAAUUUCUUUGUCGUUUUUUACUUGAUAUUGGAUAACCAUUAGGUGGAGGAAAAGAUGAUAAUUUAUGGGAUGCAGCAAAAUUAGCAUCUAAAUUAAAUUUGAGAUGGUAUACUUUUAUAAUUAAAUAGUGAUGCUUGUGGAUAUAUUCAAUAUAAUCAAUUACUAUAUUAAUUAUUUAGACGUUGUUAUCAUGAUGAAGUGUUUAAAGAUGGAUCUUAAGAGUCCAUUUAAAAUAUGAAAUAAUUUAAUAAAGAAAUGCAAAUUCGAUUACUAUAUUAUAGAAGAAAUAAAAGUUAAUAGAGAAGUAAUAUUAGUUAGCAUACUUUAUAAUUUAAAUCUAAUUUCAACAUUCUUCAUGAUUAUUUGAAUGUUUUAAUCUUAUUUAAAACUUGGUAAUCAUACUCAAAUUUACUUGUUCAAAAGAUUAUAAGGAGACAAGAUGAUUAUACAGAAAGUGAUGAAAUAACAUUAGAUGGGAAUCUAUAAAAUAAUCCUUAAUAGUAUUUAAUAAUAUUUAAUGGAUAGUUGGUAAUAAGUAUAGAGUGAUUUUAUAAAUGAUGGUUUCAGUUCAAAAAGAAGAACUACAGAUAUUAAAUUAUAUGAAGAUCAAUUUUCUGGUCAUUAUGUUACACCAUAAAGUGCUGUUUCUUAAAGGGAACCUUAAUUACCUGUAUAUUAGACAACACUUCAAUAAGAAACAGAUAGAAUAUUUGGAGGUUUUGAUGAAAAUGUUGUUUUAGAUUGCAGAGAAAUCAAAUAUAAAAAUUGA
Molecule: messenger RNA, 6349 nt
Organism: Paramecium pentaurelia
Lineage: Eukaryota; Ciliophora; Oligohymenophorea; Peniculida; Parameciidae
Source: the annotation of a GenBank genome assembly